GUCAGAGCUGCUAUUAUCAGGCUCUCGAAUCAAAUAUGCGGAGUGAGAUGAUAUGAACCAAACAUGCUGCCACUUUAGAGUGCACUGUUUCCAUCCCAUUGGUCCUGGGCGAGUUGGGGAGCCGACAAGAUGGGCCCACGCCAGGACACGAACGCUCGCUCCGGUUCAACGGCUGAUGCAGACGCGCGGAGCUCAAAGCGGCGGAAAAUGGCACACACACAGCCAGCAAGCCAGCCUCAGGCUCAUGGCCGAGUGCGAACGAAAGAGAAAAGACGGGCCUCGGGAGGCAGACGCCUUGGUCCUCACCCGCCGCGAGAUCUCCGUCGACUGACUGGCCGGCCAAAACCCGACUCUGGUCUCUCCACUCCUCAAGGAACGUCAGAUGGGGAGGGCAAGUUCACCCUAUCGUUCGCGAAAUCCGUUCUUCACAAAAUCUGGAUCCGCAACAAGAACCAGCAUCGGACGCAACCGUGGUGGAAAUCGCUGUCCAUGUUGAGGAAGGCUGUCUCACGACUGGUCCUCAUCGAGCAAGAGGAACGCACUCUGCGAGGUCUGAUUGGGCACGGCGGCGUGGACGCCAAAGACGCGAGGGAAAGGUUCGAGCGCGAAACACAAAUCCGCAGAGAGAAAGACGUCUGGGUCGACUGGACUCGUCAGGUGUUGGUGCCGAAGGCUUACCUCGGCUUUUCCGGACUCGUGAGUGAUACUCAAUUCGCACACCUGGGAAGUGUGCUCGUAGGGCUCCUUGCCGACCUGGUGAGCAGUGUGGGUCUCCCGACCCCAAGCCAACAAGAGGAAGUCGAGCAGGGAAGGACGGUGACUACGGCAACCAGAGGGGGCCAAUCCGACACAGCAACUGCUGCCAAGCCACGAAGUCUCACGGCGAAGAAUAUCAGAGUUACGGGCUCGCAGAGCGGUGAGGUCGUGGAGAGAACGUAUGAAAGUGACGACCUGGGAGAAGUGGUCGAGAGAAAGCGAAGUGGCCCCAAGCAGGAACAGGAGCUGAGCAAACCCACUACCCGCACAAGGCCUGAUAGAGCUACGGUCCGAAAUCCAACCCUUGGCGGGAGGAGAGACCAGGCAGCGGCAGCUGGUACUGCGACGGAUGGCGUUGCUGGAAAGUACAAGCCGGUCGAAAUCACGAAGGAACGAAGGCGAGAGGAUCCCUCCCCAGCGGCCGAGAAAUCCAGAGCACCUUCGCCCUCGGCUUCCGCAGCAGCUUCACUAGCCAUUUCCCAAAAGAAUCCUGCCACCGCAACUACAUCCCAAGACUCCGCUGGUAUCCCUCCUCCUCUCCAUCCACCGGCUCCGCCGUCCGGACUUGACGCGACGGGAACAGCCACCGUGUCCAAAGACCAGCAGAAGCAGAAGCAGACCACAACUACUGCGCAGACCGGUGCCGGGAAGGAGAACACGAGGAACAGAAGCCAGCCUAAACGAAGCAACACCAAGGGCAAAGGAAAAGGAAAAGGGAAGGACGUCAUCGACGACUUGUUCGCGGGCUUGACGUGAGAUCGAUUUGAAUGAAAGAAAAUGAAAUGAAAUCUCUACCCAAUCA
Messenger RNA from Cladophialophora immunda, 1558 nucleotides. RefSeq lists its product as uncharacterized. Gene Ontology annotation, molecular function: rRNA primary transcript binding. The coding region runs from base 130 to 1512 and encodes 460 amino acids. The transcript has a single exon. Gene Ontology annotation, biological process: maturation of 5.8S rRNA from tricistronic rRNA transcript (SSU-rRNA, 5.8S rRNA, LSU-rRNA); nuclear-transcribed mRNA catabolic process, RNase MRP-dependent. Gene Ontology annotation, cellular component: ribonuclease MRP complex. NCBI's taxonomy places the organism in Eukaryota, Fungi, Ascomycota, Eurotiomycetes, Chaetothyriales, Herpotrichiellaceae. The record is from RefSeq and is a predicted model, not a curated record.